UCUCGGAGGAAGCAGCCCGGCGGGGUUUCUGCCUGCCCGGCGGAGCGGAGGCGGCAGAGCUGUGGCUCCAUCAUGAGUCUCGGGGCUGCGGCCCCCGGGAGAGAGGUGCUGCUGCUGCUGCUGCCGCUGCUGCCCCGGGAGAGGAGCCGCCGCGGGCCCGGCCGGCGGCCGCUGGGGCCGGGGAGGACCCGCCGGUGGAGCGAUGCAGGAAGCCAUUGUGAUCACCGAGCAGCCAGUCUCCGUCUCCGUCCCCGUGGGAUACUCCUUCACCCUGCGGUGCAGAGCUGAGGGGCGCACGUCGCUGCAGUACCAGUGGUUUUGUCAGCACCAGUCUGUCUGCCGCCAGAUUCCUGGUGCCACCAAGCAAGACUUGCCCGUCACUGCACAGCAGACCCAACUCUACACCUGCAGAAUCAAUGACCACUACAGAAAUGCCAUCUUCUCUGACUGGGUAAAGGUGGAGGUCCACCAGUGUGUCGCCAGAGGACUGCCCCCUCGGCUCUGGCAAGGAGAACCAGUCAUCGUCCUCAACCCCACUGAGCAGAGGGUGGAAGUGGGGAAGCCGCUACAGCUGCAGUGUGCUGCCAUGGGGGUCCCAGCCCCCAGCUACCAGUGGUACCGGAAUGGGAACCUCCUGGAACACCAGAAGAAAAAAAAACUCUGGAUCACCCACACAAAGGUCAGUGAUGCUGGCACGUACCUCUGCUGUGCCUCCAAUAGCCACGGAGAGCACUGGACCAAUGCCGUGGAUGUUCACAUAGGCACAUGUCGCUCUGAAAAGUUUUUUGCUACAGGCAAGAUAGCGCUUUUAGUGGGCAACAACCGCUACCAGCACCAUCCCAGCCUCAUGGCUCCUGUCACAGAUGUGUUUGAGCUGAGUCUUCUUCUGGAGCAGCUGGGCUUCCAGGUUGUCUCCCUUCUGGAUCUGAACAAGACUGAGAUGGUGACAGCAGUCAGUCAGUUCCUGCAGCUCCUGGGGAAGGGAGUCUACGCUAUAUUCUACUACGCCGGGCAUGGGUACGAACAUUCAGGGAGGAACUACAUGGUCCCCAUUGAUGCUCCACAACCUUACGCCCCUGAGAACUGCAUCAGCGUGCAGAGGAUCCUUCAGAAGAUGCAGCAGCAGAAGACGGCCCUGAACCUCAUCCUGCUGGACACUUGCAGGAAAUGGUACAACCCGGACUGUGCCCUCUCCCAGGUGCAGCCCCUGGAGCCCUGGGGCAACACCGUUUAUGGCUACGCCACGAGCGAAGAUGCAGAAGCCUAUGAGUUGCAAGAUGGGGAGUUCAGCUCUGGGAUCUUCAUGAAAUAUCUGAAGAAACAUAUUCUGCAAGAGAAGAAGGUUACGCACAUGCUGGAGGAUGUGUUAGAAGACAUUGGCCGGGAUCCUUUGGUCACUGGGAAGCAGGUGAUGGAGAUCAAACACACACUGAAGGACGCCCGGUCCCUGACAGACCCGAUCUGUCCCUUGGGAGCAGCUGUCGAGCGCUGGGGACGCAGCCGUGAGCCGCUGAGCAAAGUGAUGACCUUCCCCUGCGGAGCACGGGUGGAGCUCCGCUUCCACCGGCUCUUCUCCAACGUCAUCUAUGUGUGUGCCAAGCUGCAGCCCCCGCCUGCCCACGUCGCCGACAUCCGCCUCCUGCUCUGCCAGCCCACUGAGAUGGGCGAUGUGACCAUCCUGAAAGAGAGCCGCCUGCAGCAAGUGCAGUCUCUGCUCGCCUCUGUAUACAAGCGGGAGGAGCUGGACUGCGUCUUCCAGCUCUGUGGACUACAAAAAAUCCAGACUGACAUGGUCCUGCAGUUGAAUUUGCAUUACACCCAGCUGAGCACGAAGCAGAGGACUUGUGAAAGCCUGCAAACAACCCUCCAGAAAUCUCUGCUAGGGCAGUUUUGCAGCCAGAGGAAUUACUCUCCGCCAGAGAACUACCAGAGAACUCCUGCCUACGCAGGCAGCGUGUGCCUCCAGGAUGCGUUGGUGCUGAGCACGGACCCAAAGGGGCAGGCAUCUCUGAGGACAGGCUCUGGCCACAGCUUGCCCAGCAGCAACCCCUCCAACUCCAGCAGCGAGCCGGAGGAGAAUGAUGAGAGCGACCUGGGCGAGCUCUGCUCAGCACUGCUCCGGGCUGGCCCGGGGCAGGACUCCCCCUGACCCCCGCAGGCUGGCGUGCUCAGCCUUGGGAACUGCUGUUUUUAAGAGAGGCAGCAGUUACUUGAGUGCUAAAUACAUCUGAAUCCAUCAGCUGCUUUCCAGAUUCGGCGAUCGCCCCGGCCAAAUGAGGCCAAAUCUGCCUUUUUGGAAAGUCUUCUCCCAUCUGCACCCGGUGGCACGCGGGGCCUGAGGCCCGCUGGAAGUAGCCCCGGCGCAGUAGGGACCAGCAAGGAGUAGUUGUUGUGUCUGGCAGAGGACAGGGCCACCCGACGAGUCAUAACAUCGCCGGGCGAAACCCAACGUCGCUUAAAGUCAAGGGCACUGCCUGAUGUUUUCUGCAAAUUAGGCUUUGCCUGGAAGCAAACGUUACAGCAUUAGAUGUGAUGAGAACCCCCUAAACACUACAGACCCGUGCUAUAGCAGUGACAAGGCCUCAGAACCCAGCUACGACUGCUGACUCUCAUCGCACUUGUGCAAGGGACACAAGGCUUGACCAAGGGAGCCAGAGGGAACUGUGUGAAUGUAUAAGCUCUUCCCUGGGGUUGCAGUGUGGUUUCCUUCCCUUGCAAGUCCUGCCUGUGUCAAAGCAGGUUUUAAGCUAUGCAUUUAUGUAUUUCUGAAGAAUGUAUUUAUAAUUGGGGCAAGACAAUUGCUUGCCAGGAAAAGGAAGGUCAGAUGUUCUGUCAAGUGUGCGUUUACAAUGGAGGCUGGUUUUUCAUCAGCCACAGGCACGGGACAGGUAUACUUACACAUGCCCUUCUAGUGUGGUACACAGUGGCAUUAAAGGGUGUUAACUCCUGUGUAGUCCUGAGUUCCUCUCAGAUGCAGAAUUUCCUACAUGUGAGAGGUGGAAAAGACCAAGGAGGAGGAGAAAGAACUUCAAAAAAUUUAUUAUUAGUGCAAAUUUGUUUUUUUUUCUGAGUGCCUGUCUGUGCGUUCACUGUGGGCAACCUCAAGCACUACCUUUCAUGGAGAACCAGCUGUCCAGAGAGAGCCACAGAUGAGCAGGGCCCAAAGGGUAACACGAGUGGGCAGUGUCCCCUCCCUUCCUGCUCCUCUAAUAUUUGUUUGCUAAAGGUUUCAGCAUAGCUCCAGGUGAUUGCUCAGCAAGGGCCUGGGAGGGUGAUCAAAUAGUUCAACAGGGGCCAGUGACCCCAGUGAAGUGUGGGAUCGUCAUCCUUGGAGGACAGUUGGCUAUGGACUGGAGAAGGUGCUGAUGAACUGAUCCAAGCUGGCAGGGUGCUGGAUCAGAGACUGCCAGAGGUCCCUUCUGGCUGUUGUGGUCCUGUGAAAGAAAGAACUUGGAGAUCAAAGGCUUCCUGAGAAGUUAAGGAUGGCGAGGUGGGGAGAGUGUCCAAGCUCUGUCUUCUGUCUUGGUCUAAAUGAGGGAUGGAGAGAGCAUUUUCUAAGUUUUGGUUCUCCUUCAGCAGUGAAGAUACUUGCAUCUCCAUCUAUGGUGUCUGUUGCAACAUGGAAAAAUAUGAAAUGUUCCUUCCAGAUAAACCAUGCUACAAGUGCUGGAAACCUGUCCAAAGAGAACAGAGGAGGCUUUUAUUCUCCUGACAGUGAGUAGAGCCAAGGGAAAGAAGAGAGGCCCCAUCUGGCUGAAGUCUAGAAAGUCUCCUAGGAAAAAAUGUAAAGCUCAGAAAAAAAAAAAUGCAGGAUGUUGUUUAAAUAAGAUGGACUGAUAGAGAAGCUAAACCAUAAAAUAAUACAUUAGUUGAAAGGAGAACCAAAGAUCAGCUCAACACCAGCAGAAACUUGGGUCAGGUCAGUGUGAAUGGCUGUGCAGGCAUUUGGGAGUCUCCCAAAGCAUUGGGAGCAGGGAGUCUGGUUGCCUCUAUGAGGAUUAUGCACACUCUCCUAUACUGUUGGGGCAAAAUGUGUGUUUCUGGCUCACAUAAUGAUGGCAAAUGUCAUCUCCCAUGAAUGUUAAUCUCCUUCAAAGUGAGGCUGUUUAUUUUUUUCUGAGUAAAACACUAUAGGUGUUUUUGAACAAACAAAGCUUCAUGUGGCGCUGA
Molecule: messenger RNA, 4170 nt
Organism: Tyto alba (common barn owl)
Lineage: Eukaryota; Metazoa; Chordata; Aves; Strigiformes; Tytonidae
Product: mucosa-associated lymphoid tissue lymphoma translocation protein 1-like
Exons: 15
Coding region: 203-2149 (648 amino acids)
Biological process (GO): proteolysis
Molecular function (GO): cysteine-type endopeptidase activity
Source: RefSeq, a predicted model, not a curated record